GGAACCGAUCUUGCGAUGUAUGAGCUUGGCAAUGUACUAAAAAAAGUUGUGCUUUUGUAGUGUCACUCGUGAAAAGUUUUUUAAUCUUGGAGGCGCGAAGACAGGGGAGUUCACACAUAAUGUGAAGAUAAGUAACAGAUACACGCUGGGUAGAUGCUAGACUGUGACUUCCUGGACCAGGCCACGUGAUUCGGUCCGGAAUGUCUGCGUCGCCUCCAGUUGGAAAAAUGCGACGAACUCUGGAAUCCGGGCCUUUUGCAAUCGCGACUACGUGGCUCUUGUUGAUUUGGAGUGCAGGAGCGUCAUGGGCCACGAGUGCAUCGACCGACGGGUCACAGUCGCAGGGUGUUACUGGUGGUAGCAAACGAGAGUUUCUCCAUGAUUGGGGGUACGUGUUUCUCGGGAACAGUGCGGGUGCUGGAAAUCCGGACUCGCAGCAGCGCGAAGGAGUAGAUUCUAUACAGGAAGUAGGUAGUGCGAAAUCUUCCUAUUACUGGAGCGACAUGGAUUCAAACACAGGGGAAAUAAUACGUGCAAGAAAUCCAACGGCAAAAAAUGCAAACCGCCAGACUCUGGCCGUGGAAGGUCCCGCGGACCAGUUCUUAUCGGGAUUGCAUGAUCCAGCGGAAGAUACGCUGUUUCUUCACCAAGAGCUUUUACCGCGGCUACAUGUACUAGUUGCACCAAAAGCAAAAACUACCGACACUGCAUCUGCAUCGGAACCACCUCCAGGGAAUAAUCAAGUGCUCCCCGCGUUCAACGCAAAGUCUUUUUUGCCAGUUGAGGUUCCGCACGUGUACGAAACUUCAACGCCGAGAAUGCGCCAGUGGCUUGAUAAAAACAAGGACGUGACAACUGCUCCUUCGCUCACGGAGCGAGGCAUUGCUGUUUACCAUCGGCAAAUCACCAUUUCCGACGAACGCAAAGCCGCAGUGAUAAAGCUAGGCCC
This is a messenger RNA of Amoebophrya sp. A120, 949 nucleotides long. NCBI's taxonomy places the organism in Eukaryota, Dinophyceae, Syndiniales, Amoebophryaceae. The record is from the annotation of a GenBank genome assembly.